AAAAGGGAGAAACAUUAGUAGCAGUAACCCAAAUUAUCCCCCAUGUUAAAUCUGCACUCGCUCACAUCAUGCUUGUUUUUCAUGUGUUGACGUUUGUAGUCAUUUGUAACCAUAAUGGCUUCUGUCGCUCAGCUUUUGAAGUAUGACAAAGAAGUUGCAGCCUUCCAUGAUGUUAUUAGGGAAGAGGGCAUCAAGUUUCCACCAAGCUACCCAUACAGUGAAGAGCAUGCUAAACCAACCCAGUACAUGAACACUCGCUGUCCUGCCUGGUGUGAUCGCAUCCUUAUGUCACAUACAGCCCAAGAUUUAAUCCACAGGAGAGACGAUGGUGAGAAGAGUGUUGUUUACUACACAAUGGGUCCUAAUGUCUGCAUGGGAGAUCAUAAGCCUGUGUUCUUGUCCUUGUCACUGAAGACAAAUGACCACAUCUGAUACUUCUAAAUGGCUUUGCUGCCUCCGUCCUGAUUGGGUGCUGCUGCCUAAAUCAAGUCGAUCAGCAAAGCCCUGUAUGUCUGGGGAGCUGUACUUCUCGCCAUUUUGACUGCUCAUACUCAGUCAUUGGGUUUUAGAGGCUUAAAUGCCUUUGAGUUGUAUUUUUAGCCACAUGUGAUUUUGUUUAGACUGUCUUUGUAGGGUAGAGCUGCCUUUAAUUUGUUAUCCCUAAUUUUCUCCUGUUUAUGUGGUGAUUAGGUAGGUUAUUUUUGUAGGGUGUAUAUUUUGUUUUAUUUGGAAUUAAGCAAGUUAACUUUUAAUUUCUUUUUAGGGAUGUUGUAUUUGUAAUAUUGACAAUAUUUCCUUAAACUUAAAUGUCAAUCUGAACCAAACCGAGAUUUAAACUAGCAGAAA
This is a messenger RNA of Haplochromis burtoni (Burton's mouthbrooder), 846 nucleotides long. RefSeq names its product inositol polyphosphate-5-phosphatase A. Gene Ontology annotation, molecular function: inositol-polyphosphate 5-phosphatase activity. NCBI's taxonomy places the organism in Eukaryota, Metazoa, Chordata, Actinopteri, Cichliformes, Cichlidae. The transcript is spliced from 5 exons. Bases 115 to 432 code for a protein of 105 amino acids. The record is from RefSeq and is a predicted model, not a curated record.